AUGGAGGUUCCCAAGCAUCUCACGAAAGAGCAUAAAAAAAUACUGUCAGACGUCAAGUCAUUUGGAGAACUGGUGAAAACGUUUUCUGAGAAACUUGGUGGUUCACCAAAAGAACAGCGAUCAUCCCCACUAAUUCUGUUUAUCAAGAACUAUCUCCGUUACUAUUCGACUGCAUUGAUUGAUCAAGUCAUUGAUCUGGAAUUUAGAAACUCUUUCUCAUUGUUUGAGAAAAACUCAAAAAAUCUGAUGUCUGCAUUUGAGAAACUGAACGCGUCCUACACUUCGAUUUUCCAAGAAGAACAAAGUGAGUCCGAACUAUAG
Molecule: messenger RNA, 321 nt
Organism: Caenorhabditis remanei
Lineage: Eukaryota; Metazoa; Nematoda; Chromadorea; Rhabditida; Rhabditidae
Exons: 4
Coding region: 1-321 (106 amino acids)
Source: RefSeq, a predicted model, not a curated record